CGUCACCGAACAACCAAACGUUGCCUCAACAGAAGACGUGACUAUCGCGACAGAACAACAAAGCAUUGUAGAAAGCGCAGAGGCGGUCUCAUCAGAUGAGCUUUCGCAAUUAUCUGUACAUCUGUAUCUACGAUGGCGAAGGUUGCUAUCGAACAACUCAAUGCGCAAGCAGUUCGUCUCUCAACGGCGAAAACCCGUCUCCACAAAUGCCAAGCGAUGCUAUGGCAUUGUUUAUCGUAGUGCGCCGGGUCUUGUAAUUGGACUUGCCUCCGCGUAUAUAGACUGGGCGGUCAGGGUCUGAAUCAAGCUAUUUACAUAUCACUUGUACCGAUUGGUACCCUUCAACUUCAAUUUGUGCGGCUUCGCAUCUCUUACACAUCUGUCGUUUUAUUAGUGCAACCCCCCACCCUCAUCAUAAUGGAGUCGUCAGACGCCAAAGAUUCGAGUAACAAGGAGAGAUUGGAAAGAACCGCGACACACGAAUCAUACACCUUCCAGGGCGCGAAAGGAUGGCAGAGAUGGCGCAUUUUACAACCCGGACGUGGCAUGUAUCACGAUGUCAAACGCAGAUUACCAUACUACUGGAGUGAUAUCACCGAUGCACUUACCUAUCGAGUCUUUGCUAGUACAGUUCGUAUGUACUUCGUCAAUGUUCUACCUGCUAUCGCUUUCACGCUCGACAUGUACCGCCGAACUGGCGAGUUCUUCGGUAUCAAUGAAGCUCUCUUCGCCUCCGCUUUAGCAGCAAUGGUCUUCAGCCUCUUCGCUUGCCAACCUCUCACCAUUGUGGGCGUCACUGGUCUUAUCGCCCUCUUCAACUACACCAUCUUCGACAUUAUCACUCAGUAUGAUCCUCCCAUCUAUCCAGCCUUUACCGCAUGGGUCGGUAUCUGGGCUGCCAUCUUCCACUGGAUCGUAUCCUUCGGCAACUUUAGUGACUACAUGGCUUAUGUUACCGACUUCUCAAGUGAGACAUUCGGCAUGUAUGUCGGAAUUAUCUAUUGCAUCAAGGGUGUGGAAGAACUGGUUUACCUCUUCGAAGUUUCCGAAUUCGAUGGCGGCUACCUUUCCAUCGUUAUCGCCAUCUGCUACUUUGCCUCCGUAUACGGCCUCGAGAAGCUUGGAGGAAGUACAUUGUUUGGUCCAGGCGUCCGUGGUAUCCUCGCUGACUAUUCCUUCGUCUUUCCAACUUUGUUCUGGGUCGGCUUCUCACACAUCCCCGGACGUUUGGAGAAUACUGGCCUGUACCGAGUCCCUAUUACAGGCGCCUUUGAGCCGACGCAGGACAGAAAUUGGGUGAUUGACUUCUGGAAUCUGGACGUCAAGUGGGUAUUUGCAGCAUUGCCAUUUGGUUUCCUGAUGAUGCUGCUUUUCUACUACGACCACAAUGUUUCAUCUCUUACAGCACAAGCCCGUCAAUAUCCUCUGAAAAAGCCCGCUGGCUUCCACUGGGAUUUCUUCCUUCUCGGCUGCACAUGCUUUGUUGGCGGUGUUAUUGGCCUUCCCCUUCCCAACGGUCUCGUACCGCAAGCACCUGUGCAUACCGACUCUUUGACAGUUUACGAAACGAAACUUGAAGUCACCAAAACGGAGGAUGGCGGAGAAAUCCGUAAGCCAUUUAUAGAGGCUACCGCCGUUGUUGAACAGCGUGUCAGUCACUUCUUGAUGGGCAUGGCUAUUUGGGGUACUAUGACCGGUCCUUUGCUCACGGUGUUACACACUAUGCCUGCCGCCGUCUUCGCCGGUGUGUUCUUCGUUGUCGGUUGGGGUUCAAUCGAAUCUAACGGUAUCGUCGCCAAGACCCUCUACCUCAUGUCCGAAAAGCGUUUUAUCCAACGCGAUAACCCGCUAAAUACCGUCUCCCGCAAGAAGAUCGGACUUUUCAUUGGCAUCCAGAUCUUUGGUGUCGCAUGCACAGUUGCUAUUUCGCAAACUAUCGCCGCUAUCGGAUUUCCCGUACUCAUCACCGCGCUUAUUCCGCUACGCACUUUCUUGAUGCCAAAAUGGUUCACAGCACACGAGCUAGAUGUUCUAGAUGCCCUAACGGCAGACAAUCCCUCGGUGCUUGUCAGCUUCGGUGGAACGCCGAGUGGCAUGAAGGCUGGUGGACCUAUGGAAGGCGGUGCUGGCGGCCCUCGUGAUGAGGAGGCACUCGCACACCCGCAUCCUGCCCAGCGUCAACGCGCUGGAAGUAUUCACCGAGAUGAAUAGUUGAAAAUGGGAAUGGCCACGGUUUAGAAAAAAUUAGUGAUUGAGCGAGGAGAUUUGAGAUGACGAUUAAAGGUUUAUUAGAGAAAUAUUCGCUUCAUGUAGAUAGG
This is a messenger RNA of Alternaria alternata, 2318 nucleotides long. RefSeq lists its product as hypothetical. Bases 418 to 2211 code for a protein of 597 amino acids. The record is from RefSeq and is a predicted model, not a curated record. The transcript is spliced from 5 exons. Gene Ontology annotation, biological process: monoatomic anion transport; transmembrane transport; monoatomic ion homeostasis. NCBI's taxonomy places the organism in Eukaryota, Fungi, Ascomycota, Dothideomycetes, Pleosporales, Pleosporaceae. Gene Ontology annotation, molecular function: solute:inorganic anion antiporter activity. Gene Ontology annotation, cellular component: plasma membrane.